GGCAAGGUAGUAACCAUGACUGCUAAAACCAGGAGGAGAACGGCCACAGAAAAUGGGGACACAACUACAGCCGAAGAUUCCGUUCUUGUGACUAUGAUCAGUAAUGGGGAAGAUCUAGGUCCUAUGGUCAGGCUUGCUUUUGAAAGCGGGAAGCCUGAUGCCCUUCUACAGCAACUUAAGAAUGUCGUCAAAAAGAAAGAAGUUGAAAUAGAGGAGCUUUGUAAGCUUCACUAUGAGGAGUUUAUUAUUGCGGUGGAUGAGCUGCGCGGAGUCUUGGUCGAUGCAGAAGAGUUAAAAGCUGAGUUGCAAACUGAUAAUCUGAAGCUGCAAGAUGUGGGGAGCGUCCUUCUCUUAAAACUUGAAGAGCUUCUUGAAUCUUUUUCAAUUAAGAAAAAUGUUACAGAAGCAAUUAAGAUGUCAGGCAACUGUGUCCAAGUGUUAGAACUUUGUGCGAAGUGUAACAACCACGUUUCUGAAGGUCGGUUUUACCCUGCUAUCAAGGCUAUUGAUCUGAUUGAGAAAAGUUAUUUGCAGAACAUUCCCGUCAAGCCACUCAGGACUAUGAUAGAGAAGAGAAUACCACUGAUUAAAUUGCAUAUUGAGAAGAGAGUAACCAGUGAAGUUAAUGAAUGGCUAGUUCACAUAAGGAGUACAGCAAAGGAUAUUGGGCAAACUGCAAUAGGAUAUGCUGCAUCUGCUCGUCAGAGGGAUGAGGAUAUGCUAGCCCGUCAAAGAAAAGCCGAGGAACAAAGUUGUUUGGGGUUAGGAGACUUCACUUAUACCCUAGAUGUUGAAGAGAUUAAUGAAGAAUCUGUCUUAAAGUUUGACCUGACGCCUCUUUAUCGAGCAUGUCACAUUCAUGGUUGUAUGGGGAUUCAAGAUCAGUUUCGUGAAUAUUACUACAAGAAUCGCUUAUUGCAGCUGAGUUCAGAUUUGCAGAUUUCACUGUCACAACCUUUCCUAGAAUCCCAUCAAAUCUUCUUGGCUCAGAUUGCAGGUUAUUUCAUUGUUGAGGAUCGAGUAUUAAGGACUGCUGGUGGCCUGCUCUUGCCUAAUCAGGUUGAGACAAUGUGGGAAACAGCUGUAGGUAAAGUGACUGCACUCUUGGAAGAACAAUUCUCCCACAUGGAUAGUGCCAGUCAUCUUCUCAUGGUCAAGGACUAUGUGACUCUUCUUGGGUCAACCCUCAGACAAUAUGGCUAUGAAGUGAGUGCGAUUCUUGGGACUCUAAAUAGUAGUCGAGAAAAAUAUCAUGAACUUCUUUUGGCAGAGUGUAGGCAACAAAUAACUGCUGUAGUCACCAAUGAUACAUUUGAGCAGAUGGUCAUGAAGAGGGAGUCGGAUUAUCAGGCAAAUGUUUUAUUGUUCCAUCUACAAACCUCUGAUAUAAUGCCAGCUUUCCCUUUUAUUGCUCCAUUCUCUUCCAUGGUGCCGGAAUGCUGUCGCAUCGUUAAGUCAUUCAUCAAAGAUUCUGUCAAUUACUUAUCAUAUGGGAGCCAAAUGAAUUUUUUUGAUUUUGUCAAAAAGUAUUUGGAUAAGCUCUUGAUUGAUGUACUGAAUGAAGUCCUACUUGAGACUAUCUACAGUGGUACAACUGGUGUGUCUCAGGCAAUGCAAAUUGCUGCAAAUAUAGCUGUUUUUGAAAGGGCUUGUGAUUUCUUUCUUCAACAUGCAGCCCAACAAUGCGGCAUUCCUGUCCGUUUAGUUGAAAGGCCUCAAGGCAGUUUAACAGCUAAGAUUGUCCUUAAGACUUCAAGAGAUGCUGCUUAUAUUGCAUUACUAAGCUUAGUAAAUGCAAAAUUGGAUGAAUUCAUGUCACUCACAGAAAAUGUCCAUUGGACAGCCGAUGAUGCCCCACAGCAAGGCAACGAAUGCAUGAAUGAGGUGGUUAUAUAUCUCGACACUCUCUUGUCUACUGCUCAACAAAUUUUACCUCUGGAUGCUUUGUAUAAAGUUGGGAUUGGAGCUCUUGAGCAUAUCUCCAAUUCAAUUGUGGGAACUUUUCUGAGUGACUCGAUAAAGAGAUUCAAUGUUAAUGCAGUAAUGAGCAUCAACCACGAUUUGAAAGCAUUAGAGUCUUUUGCUGAUGAGAGGUUUCACAGUACUGGGCUGAGUGAAGUUUACAAGGACGAUAGCUUUCGAAGUUGCUUGGUAGAAGUUAGACAAUUAAUAAACCUCCUCCUAAGCAGUCAACCAGAGAACUUCAUGAAUCCUGUCAUAAGGGAGAAGAACUAUAAUGCUCUAGAUUAUAAAAAAGUUUCUACUAUCUGUGACAAGUAUAAAGAUUCAGCUGAUGGACUCUUCGGAAGUCUUUCAAGCAGAAACACAAAGCAGAGUGCUCGUAAAAAAUCAAUGGAUGUGUUGAAGAAGAGAUUGCGGGAUUUCAACUGAAACUUGUGAUAAAUGAAUGAGAAACUAGCUUUUUCUGUUAGAAGUAAAUGAAAAACUUUAUUUCCUGCUGAUUUUGCUUCAGAAAGAUUCACAUUAGCUGUAUCUUCAUUUUCAAUCAUGUUAGCACUACUUUGGUCAUUUGGAUAAGAACUCAUCAGUUUUGCAGAUAA
Molecule: messenger RNA, 2561 nt
Organism: Solanum stenotomum
Lineage: Eukaryota; Viridiplantae; Streptophyta; Magnoliopsida; Solanales; Solanaceae
Product: exocyst complex component SEC15A
Exons: 1
Coding region: 16-2391 (791 amino acids)
Biological process (GO): exocytosis; intracellular protein transport; Golgi to plasma membrane transport
Cellular component (GO): membrane; exocyst
Source: RefSeq, a predicted model, not a curated record